Penicillium cataractarum is the source of this 282-nucleotide messenger RNA. RefSeq lists its product as uncharacterized. The coding region runs from base 1 to 282 and encodes 93 amino acids. Lineage: Eukaryota; Fungi; Ascomycota; Eurotiomycetes; Eurotiales; Aspergillaceae. The record is from RefSeq and is a predicted model, not a curated record. The transcript has a single exon.
AUGACACUGUCGGGAAGCAUCCUGCACCCUGCACCUGCAUGUACCGCGCGAGGAUCAGGGGAUGGUGCUGCCGUACCGUUCGAUCCAGCACGUCCCGAUGCUGUGGUCAAGAUCGGAAUCAGGGCCAGCCGCAAGAAGCAAAAAGCAAAGAGUAUCCAGCUCAUGCACUGGACUCCCCCCCCAGUCCAGUUCGUCGUCAUGUACGUGCUGGUUUUGCAUUACCGUGACCAUUUUUUUUCUUUCCUUAUCACGCGUACCGAGGGGUUGACUUGGGGCCUGUGA